AUGAAGUCAAAUUUUCAAUUUUCAAACCUUCUAGGUACAGUCUACUCUCAAGGAAACUUGGUAUUCACCGAGGAUGGUACUAAACUAUUGAGUCCCGUGGGAAGCAGAGUAUCCUGCUUUGAUUUAAUAAAAAAUAAGUCAUUUACCUUUAAUUAUGAACAUAGAAAAAAUAUAGCUAGGAUAGCGCUAAAUCGACAAGGUACGCUUUUUUUAUCCAUCGAUGAUGAUGGGAGGGCAAUUCUUGUAAAUUUUAUUUCAAGACAUGUACUUCAUCAUUUUAAUUUUAAAGAAAAAGUAAGAGAUCUACAAUUUAGCCCGGAUGGAAAAUAUUUUGCUGUGGCAGCAGGUCGAUUCAUUCAAGUGUGGAAGACUCCAGAUUUAGUUGAAGAUAGACAAUUUGCACCGUUCGUUAGACAUAGAGUCUAUGCUGGUCAUUAUAGUGAUGUUACGUCUGUAACAUGGUCAAAUGACUCCAGAUUUUUUUUAACUACUUCGAAGGAUAUGACAUCUAAAACUUUUUCGUUAUCCUCAGAAGAGAGAGAGGUUGCUAUGACUUUUGCGGGCCACCGUGACUACGUAAUACGAGCCUUCUUUAAUAAAUCACAAGAAAUCAUAUACACGAUCAGCAAAGACGGUGCCCUAUUUACUUGGGAAUACACUGCCGCGCCAUCAGAAUCUUUAGAAGAGUCAGAUUCAGACGAUACAGAGAGCAAAGAGCAAGCCGAGAAACAAAUGAGUUGGAGAAUUACGUCUAAGAACUUCUUUUUCGCUAAUGGUACUGUCCAGUGUGCAACUUUUCAUGCGGCAUCGAAUAUUUUGGUUGUCGGCUUCUCAAACGGAGAGUUUCGCUUGUACGAGUUACCAGAGUUUAAUUUAAUUCAACAAUUGAGUAUGGGACAAAAUGCCGUAAACACGGUCACUAUCAAUAGCACAGGUGAAUGGCUUGCGUUUGGGUCAGGUAGUUUGGGACAGCUAUUGGUUUAUGAAUGGCAAUCAGAAUCCUACAUAUUGAAGGAACAAGGGCACUUUGAUUCUUUGAAUUCUUUAUGCUAUUCGCCUGAUGGAUCGAGAAUAGCUACAGCAUCGGAUGAUGGAAAAAUAAAGAUUUGGGAUGUGAUUUCAGGAUUUUGCUUGAUGACAUUCAGUGAGCAUUCGUCAUCUGUGACUGAGGUAAAGUUUGCUAAGAGGGGCCAAGUUUUGUUUUCGUCUUCGAUGGAUGGUACUGUGAGAGCGUGGGACUUGAUUAGGUUUCGUAAUUUUAGAACAUUCACUGCUCCUGAGAGAAUCCAAUUCAAUUCUCUUGCAGUAGACCCUAGCGGCGAAGUUGUUGUUGCUGGAUCACUCGAUAGUUUUGAAAUUUAUAUUUGGUCUGUUCAAACAGGUCAGUUAUUAGAUAUGCUCACUGGCCAUGAAGGACCAGUUUCAUGCUUGACGUUUGGUUCCGAAAGUUCUAUUUUGGCAUCCGCUUCAUGGGAUAAAACUAUUAGAGUAUGGGAUAUAUUUGGACGCUCACAACAGGUUGAGCCUAUCGAAAUAACUAGUGAUGCUUUGUGCUUGAGCAUGAGGCCAGACUCAAAGGAAAUUUCGGUCAGCACUUUAGAUGGGCAUAUUACAGUAUUUGAUAUUGCAAGCGCAAAGCAGCUACAUUUAAUUGAUGGGAGAAAGGAUAUCUUGAAAGGAAGAUAUCUCGAAGAUAGAUUUGCAUCUAAAAAUUCAGCUAGGGCUAAGUUCUUUACUACGAUUAGCUACUCUUUCGAUGGCUUAACAUUAAUUGCGGGAGGAAACAAUAAUUCAAUUUGCAUGUAUGAUGUGUCAAACGAGGUAUUAUUGAAGAGAUUCAUGGUAUCUCAAAACAUGAUGUUGAAUGGAACACAACAGUUUUUAAAUAGCAAGAAUAUGGGCGAGGGUGGUUCUCUCGAUCUUAUAGAUAGGGAUGGUGAAAAUUCGGAUGUUGAAGACAGAUUGGAUUCAACUUUGCCUGGUUCCCAUAGAGGUGACCCUACCGCUAGGAACACAAGACCGGAAAUUAAGGUAAGCUGUGUUCAAUUCUCUCCUACUUCUACAGCAUUUGCUGCUUCAUCAACGGAAGGACUUCAAAUAUAUUCAACUGAGAAUGACAUACUUUUCGAUCCCUUCGAUUUGGAUGUUGAUAUAACCCCGGAUAAUACACUAGAAGUGUUAAAAGAAAAAGACUAUUUAACAGCACUUGUCAUGUCACUCAGACUCAAUGAAGAGUAUUUAAUUUGCCAGGUAUUUGAAGGUAUACCAGUCAAAGAUGUGAAGCUUGUAUGUGAUGCAUUGCCUAUAGUUUAUCUAAACAAAGUUUUGAGUUUUAUCGGUGAUUCUUUGAUUAGAAAUGAAAGUCAACAUUUUGAAUUCUGCCUUCUUUGGAUCAGGUAUUUACUUGCAGCACAUGGCAAUUAUAUCAGCUCAAACAAGCACGAGUUUUAUAGCUCUUUAAGAAUGAUACAGAGGUUUUUGAACAGAUCAGCCAAAGAUAUCAUCAGUAUUUCUAAAAGAAGUUCUUAUUUAUAUUCUUUUUUGGCUUCAUCAAAUGAAGUAAGAAGUAAUAACAAGGAGAAAAAUGAAGGACUUGAUUUAAUAAUGGGAGGAUCUGACUCUGAUGAAGAGCACGAGGAAAACGAAGAGGAAGAUAAUGAAAGCAUCAACGAAAGUGAUAUCGAAUGGCAUUCUGCUCAUGAUAUUCAGCCUAAAGUAACUAAUGGCAUAGCAUUUCCCGAUGAGUUAGAUAGCUAG
Priceomyces carsonii is the source of this 2757-nucleotide messenger RNA. RefSeq names its product snoRNA-binding rRNA-processing protein (gene PWP2). Lineage: Eukaryota; Fungi; Ascomycota; Pichiomycetes; Serinales; Debaryomycetaceae. The record is from RefSeq and is a predicted model, not a curated record. The transcript has a single exon. Gene Ontology annotation, molecular function: protein binding. Gene Ontology annotation, biological process: maturation of SSU-rRNA from tricistronic rRNA transcript (SSU-rRNA, 5.8S rRNA, LSU-rRNA); ribosomal small subunit assembly. Bases 1 to 2757 code for a protein of 918 amino acids. Gene Ontology annotation, cellular component: Pwp2p-containing subcomplex of 90S preribosome; small-subunit processome.